This is a messenger RNA of Triticum urartu, 3344 nucleotides long. Its product is annotated as disease resistance protein Pik-2. Lineage: Eukaryota; Viridiplantae; Streptophyta; Magnoliopsida; Poales; Poaceae. Gene Ontology annotation, biological process: defense response to other organism. The record is from RefSeq and is a predicted model, not a curated record.
UAUGCAGCUCCCAAAUCUCAAGUCCCAACCACAACUUCCAUCCAAAGUCUCUCAUUUCCUUUGCUUUUCGCUUCCACUGGUGUGCACACCACAUCCGCCAAAUCAAGCAAGAUGGACGCCCAGGGUGCUCUCGACUCACUCCUCGGCCGCCUCACCACCAUCCUCGUCGACGAGGCACGGCUGCUCGGCGGCCUCCAUGGCGACGUGGAGUUCAUCAAGGAAGAGAUGGAGUGCAUGAACGGCGUGCUCCUCCACCUCGCUGAGGCUCACCACCUUGACCGCCAUGUUCGCGCUUGGAUGAAGCAAGUCAUCGGCCUCGCCCGCAACUGCGAGGGCAACGUCGAGCUCUACAUCCAUAGCGUCACAGACGCUAGGCACCAGGCCAUUGGCUUCUUUGGCUACUUGCGGCGCAUCGUCCGGUAUGUCCGCACCAUUCCGGAGCGGCACCGGAUUGCGACGCGGAUCCGGGAGCUCAAGGUCAAGGCACAUGACGUGGGCCACAGGCAGCUGAGGUACGGCAUCACCGUGCCACCUGCUGCUGGCCAGGAGGAUGCAAUAUUCAUGGACGGUGAUGUCCAAGCGCCCCAUGGACCGGAAGCAGAGGAGGAAGCUGCUCGGAGACACGCUCUUCUUGUCGACUGUUCGUUGUUGGAGGACAAAGAGGCUUAUGAGCAGAAAAUCAUCGAUGAUAACAUCAAGUCAAUGCUGUGUGAGGAAGGACCUGUUGAAGAGCUGGCAAACAGGGAAUCACACCCGAGGAUAUUCCUGAUGACCUGGGAUGAAUAUUCUCUAUUUCAAGAUUUGGAGACAGUGGAUCGCCGUUUCACAAUUCUUAUUAUGAGAAAACUGUAUGAGCAGGAAAUCAGCUCAUUUAGUUGCAAAGCCUUGGUCAGCCGUUACAAAUUGGAAUCUGUGGUCGUAUUACUGCAGGAAAUAUUGGAGCAAGUGGCGCCCCUUCCAGCUGAACAAGAAGACAUGCCCAGGGUGGAAGCGGAGAAGAGUACAGAAACAUCACUGGGUGAUGAAGAGGACGAUGAGGAAAUGCAACUCACCAAGAAACUUGAGGGGUUCCUCAAAGGUAAACGAUUCUUGAUCAUUCUUCACUAUGUCGAAAACACGGAAGAUUGGAACAUCAUAAGGUCUGCUCUGUUACAUGUUACUGCUCAAGGCUCCCCUGGUAGCGCUAUAGUCAUUACCACACCGAAUGCUGAUUUAGUGAAGUCCCCCUAUAAAAUCCUCAAGCCACAAACUAUAUUAGGUGCUUUCUACAGUAAAACCAAGGAGCUUGUUGAUUGUUCUGGAAGUUAUGUAUAUGGUAUAGGACAUAUUUUAAGAUUAUGUUGGCCUGAUGUCUUUGCACUGAAGAUGUUCCAACAUCUUCUGUAUGUCAACCCUAGAAGAGGUAAAACACAGUUAGGCCACUUUACAAAAACCUUAGAGGGUUGUCGCGACGCAAACAAAAGUGUGGGAAAGCAAAUGGUGAAGAUCUCCUACAAUGACCUGCCUGCCAAGUACAGGAGCUGCUUGUUGUACAUAACCAUCUUCCAAGAAGGUGACCCCAUUAGGAGAACAACCGUGUGUAGAAGAUGGAUAGCUGAAGGCCUUAUAACGUCAAGGCAGAAUCGUGCAGAAGAUGAAGCUGACUGCUGUAUCGAGGCACUCCUCUCACGGGGUCUCAUUCAACCUGGAGAGAUCAGUGACAGAGGAAAGAUCAAGACAUUUACAUUGCAUCGUGUUGUGCAUGAAGUCAUCACCAGGAUUGCUAGAGAUGUAAACUUUGUGGACACGGACCUACCACCUGAUUUGGCUCGCCACCUUCCCGUUCACAGCAGAACUGGGGCGCAAGCAUCUCACGCCAACCGUUCCAUGGAAGCAGCUGAUGGUAAUGGCAUUGUAGCAUUUCUUCCAGACUUGGCAAAGUCAUCUCAGUGGCAGCUAAUGAAGAUGCUAGAUCUAGAAGGUUGCAGAGGCUUAAAGAAGCGGCAUUUGAAGAGCAUUUGUAAAAUAAUACUGUUGAAGUACUUGAGCCUCAGAAACACUGAUAUCACUGAACUACCCAAGCAAAUCGAGAGGCUGCAGUGUCUGGAGACCUUAGACAUCCGGCACACAGCGGUACAGUCAUUCGCCACAAGAUCAAUCAUGCUUCCAAUGCUAAAGCAUCUUCUUUCUGGCCCGAAAGGGUCUCCAGGCAACACCUCCGAUGGGUCUCAGCAUUUGUUUAUGGCAGUGCGCCUUCCUAGAGGCAUCAAAGGAAUGGAAAAAUUGGAGACACUAUCCCAUGUUGAUGUUUCCGACAGUGUUAAUGAUUUAACUGAUGUUGGUCAUCUGUUGCGGCUGAGGAAACUAGGCGUGAUUCUUGGUGGUAGUAAAGGUGGCUUGGGUCUUUUGUUCCAACAGAUUGAAAAAUUACACGGUUGCCUACGCUCCUUGUCAAUCCAGAUCAACCAAGCAUCCAAAGUUAAGGAUACUCUUGGUGCAGAGGAGGUGGUCACAUUAGGCUCACCUCCGAAACUUCUUCAGAGCCUAAACAUUAACGGCAUCAGAAGUGGUCUUCUCAUCUGGAUUACAGAGCUUGAUCAACUUACCAAGAUAACACUGAGUGAGACUUACCUGGGGGAAGAUUAUAUGCGCAUCCUUGGCAAGCUUAGAGCUCUGCGUUGCCUCAGGCUUCGGAGUAAUUCAUACGCCGGAAGCGGGCUCACAUUCAAAGAUGAAGAGUUCAAGAUCCUAAAGUCUUUGGUCGUCGAUGACGGCAUCAUCACCAACAUUACAUUUGACACUGGAGCGGCUCCCAAGCUCGAGACGAUUGUGUGGUCCUUUGCCAAAAUGGAGUCCAUUUCUGGAGUCCUCUGCCUUCCCAGGUUGAAAUGUGUCGAGCUCAAUGGUGACUACGUCCCUGAUCAAGUGAUACAGGCACUUGAAAAGCACCCCAACCAUACUGAGUUUAAGCACAAGCCACGCCAUGGACACCGAGAAUAUGGAGCUACUGUUGCUACCUCCACCUCCAUGAGCAAGUGAUUGAUUACUCUCCAUCAACUGGAAACUUGCUCCGGUCAGUGUUUGCCCCACUCAUUUAUCGUCCUGAAUAAAGAGGCAGCUGCCGGUAGGGAUGCCCUGUCAUCUUCUUUCAGUCUCACGCCUCAUUGUAUCUGAAUCCUUUCUGUUUUGUGUAAUUCGUGUGCCUCUUCUGGAUGUACUUAUGACUUGUGUGUUUGGUUUUAAUUUUUUGUACUCUCCAGACCUGGAUUCUGUUAUGUGCGUGCAUGUUAGUGUGUGAGCUGUAUGCAUGCUCUGGUGUGUAGUGCGGUAUUGAAUUUUCAUUGUGCAAUCUUGUUUACCGCAAA